Molecule: messenger RNA, 2214 nt
Organism: Ananas comosus (pineapple)
Lineage: Eukaryota; Viridiplantae; Streptophyta; Magnoliopsida; Poales; Bromeliaceae
Product: hydroxymethylglutaryl-CoA lyase, mitochondrial-like
Exons: 9
Coding region: 946-2214 (422 amino acids)
Biological process (GO): L-leucine catabolic process; ketone body biosynthetic process
Molecular function (GO): hydroxymethylglutaryl-CoA lyase activity
Source: RefSeq, a predicted model, not a curated record
GAUUUGUAAGUAUCUAAAUUGGGAUUAAAUUCUAGUAUGAUUAGGAUGGUUUAGAUUAAGUGCUUAUAAAUUAGGAUAUAAAGUAUAAGUUGUGAUUGAGGUAUGUUAUAAUGGUGCAUUGUACAAGCAAGAUUACGUAAGAAGAAAGGUAAAGUACGGUAAGGUGGAUAGGGAGUUGAUGUCGGCUCGAGAGAUAGAAGAGGAGAGAGGGGUUAGAGAGAUUCAGAAAUAGGGCUCGGAAUGAAGCUGCUCUAUCGAGGAGUGAAAUCAGAGAGUAGUUCUUCUUUCGGAUAAUGAAUCAUACCUAUUUGUGCUUUCAUUUGUUUGUGGUUUCUAAGCUUUUCCUGUCAAAAAAGGUUUACAGUUAAAUCAAGAGCUGACACUUUGGUUAAGGAAUCCAACAACUAGUACCAAUGCUCGUACCGAGUUUCUAGCAAUUGAUAUCUGAGUUGCCAACAAUUGGAGCAAAUUGAAUCAUGUUUCUUUGGGUUUUGAUUUUGGUUGUGUUUGUUGGGUUAGUGAUAUCAAAUUCACUUAUUAGCCUAAUUAGUUUUAUUUUGGGUUUGGUUCAACAACUCAUGUAAUGGGCUAGUUAGCAUUUGGUUUGGGCUUUAAUUGAUCCAUUUGGUAUGUUGGGCCAAGUGGUGUUAAGAGAGAACUCUUUGGGUUAGAGAGAGUGAGUUCUCAUUUUUUGCUCUCUAGGUUUUUCCUUUUUUUGUAAUAGAGAAGAGAGGUGUAGAGAGGGUUGGAGAAGGAGCUCUCUUAUUUUUCUUGCUUGAUUCAAAGACUUCCAAGGUAGAUUGGAGGAAUUCUAAGAGGUAUUCCGAAGCGGGAUUCGCGGAAUCGGAAGGUGCUUCAAAGAAGGUGUAGCAAGAAGGGAUUUCCAUUGGAAGGUUGUAAGCCCAUUGUGAUAGAGUGACUCUCUUUUGAGGCAAUAGUACCAAAAUGUCGAGUUUGGAGGAGCCACUAGGUAUUGAAAGCCUGCCAAAGUUGAGCAUUGGUCGGCUUCAAAGAUGUGCAUCUGCUGGCUACAGGCCCAAGAUAGAUGAAGCAGAGGUGGAUAAAUGCUUGAUCGAAAGCAGAGAUUGCAGCUCUUCUAGCAAUUGCAAGGAGGAAUAUGCAUGGGGAAGACACCGAAGGGAUGGAUUUCACAUGGAUUCCUUGAAGUUUAAGAGUUCAUGCAUUUGUAGGAGUCAGAUGGCCUUUUUUUCUGAUUCAGGACAUCUCCAAGAUCACAAGUCUUCCUCAUCUUGCGAUGAAGUUGGUCUGAGAGACCUCACUUACAAGUUUUUUAGAGGUCUACCUAAGUUUGUGAAGAUAGUGGAAGUUGGACCACGAGAUGGUCUGCAAAAUGAAAGUAAUACUGUACCUACAUCUAUAAAGAUUGAGUUUAUACAGAAGUUGGUCUCCUGUGGAUUUUCAGUUGUUGAAGCAACAAGUUUUGUUUCCCCAAAGUGGGUACCACAGCUAGCAGAUGCAAAGGAUGUCAUGGAAGGGAUACGAAAUAUAGAGGGUGUGAGACUUCCUGUGUUAACUCCUAACAUGAAGGGAUUUGAGGCAGCAGUUGCAGCCGGUGCAAAAGAAGUUGCCAUUUUUGCGUCAGCUUCUGAAGCCUUUUCAAGGUCAAACAUCAAUUGCAGCAUUGAAGAUAGCCUUGCACGUUAUCAUGAUGUUACGCAAGCUGCAAAAAAGCAUUCAAUGCGCAUUCGUGGGUAUGUUUCAUGUGUGGUGGGCUGUCCUGUAGAAGGAUCGGUGUCUCCAUCAAAGGUGGCAUAUGUUGCAAGAGAGCUUUACAACAUGGGUUGUUAUGAGAUUUCACUUGCUGAUACAAUCGGAGUUGGCACCCCAGGGACUGUGAUUCCAAUGCUUGAAGCUGUCAUGUCGGUCGUCCCUGCGGACAAGCUCGCCGUUCAUUUUCAUGACACCUACGGCCAGUCUCUCCCAAAUAUCCUUGUCUCUCUUCAAAUGGGCAUUAGCACAGUAGACUCGUCGGUUGCCGGCCUUGGGGGAUGCCCCUACGCAAAGGGCGCCUCAGGAAACGUGGCCACCGAGGACGUCGUGUACUUCCUCCACGGGCUCGGGAUAAAGACCAGCGUCGACCUCAACAAGCUCUUGGCUGCUGGUGAUUUCAUCUGCAAGCAUCUGGGCCGUCGGUCUGGAUCGAAGACUGCCGUCGCUCUGGGCAAAGUGACUGCCGACGCCUCUAAGAUUUGA